AUGGAGAACGCGCACACAAAGACGGUGGAGGAGGUGUUGGGCUACUUCGGCGUCAACGAGAGCACGGGACUGAGCCUGGAACAGGUCAAGAAGCUCAAGGAGAGAUGGGGUUCCAACGAGUUACCUGCUGAAGAAGGAAAAACCUUGCUGGAACUUGUGAUUGAGCAGUUUGAAGACUUACUAGUUAGAAUUUUAUUGCUGGCAGCGUGUAUAUCUUUUGUUUUGGCUUGGUUUGAAGAAGGUGAAGAAACAAUUACAGCCUUUGUAGAACCCUUUGUAAUUUUGCUUAUAUUGGUAGCCAAUGCAAUUGUGGGUGUAUGGCAGGAAAGAAAUGCUGAAAAUGCAAUUGAAGCCCUUAAGGAGUAUGAGCCUGAAAUGGGCAAAGUGUAUCGACAGGACAGAAAGAGUGUACAGCGAAUUAAAGCUAAAGACAUAGUUCCUGGAGACAUUGUAGAGAUUGCUGUUGGUGACAAAGUUCCAGCUGAUAUAAGACUAACUUCCAUCAAAUCUACAACCCUAAGAGUAGACCAGUCGAUUCUCACAGGUGAGUCUGUCUCUGUCAUCAAGCACACUGACCCUGUCCCUGACCCACGGGCUGUCAACCAAGAUAAGAAGAACAUGCUGUUCUCUGGCACAAACAUUGCUGCUGGAAAAGCCAUGGGAGUGGUGGUGGCAACUGGAGUUAACACUGAAAUUGGCAAGAUCCGUGAUGAAAUGGUGGCAACGGAACAAGAGAGAACACCCCUCCAGCAAAAACUAGAUGAGUUUGGAGAACAGCUGUCCAAAGUCAUCUCCCUCAUCUGCAUUGCAGUCUGGAUCAUAAACAUAGGGCAUUUCAAUGACCCAGUUCACGGAGGCUCCUGGAUCAGAGGAGCUAUCUACUACUUUAAAAUUGCAGUGGCCCUGGCUGUCGCAGCCAUUCCCGAAGGUCUACCUGCUGUCAUCACCACCUGCCUAGCUCUUGGAACACGCAGAAUGGCAAAGAAAAAUGCCAUUGUUCGAAGCCUUCCCUCUGUGGAAACUCUUGGUUGUACUUCUGUUAUCUGCUCAGACAAGACUGGCACGCUUACAACGAACCAGAUGUCAGUCUGCAGGAUGUUCAUUCUGGACAAAGUGGAAGGUGAUACUUGUUCUCUUAAUGAGUUUACCAUAACCGGAUCAACAUAUGCACCUAUUGGAGAAGUGCAUAAAGAUGAUAAACUGGUGAAGUGUCAUCAAUAUGAUGGUCUUGUAGAAUUAGCAACGAUUUGUGCUCUUUGUAAUGACUCUGCUUUGGAUUACAAUGAGGCAAAGGGUGUGUAUGAAAAAGUGGGAGAAGCUACAGAGACGGCACUCACCUGCUUAGUAGAGAAGAUGAAUGUAUUCGAUACUGAAUUGAAGGGGCUUUCUAAAAUAGAGCGUGCAAAUGCCUGCAACUCGGUCAUCAGACAGUUGAUGAAGAAGGAAUUCACCCUCGAGUUUUCACGCGACAGAAAGUCUAUGUCUGUUUACUGUACGCCAAACAAACCAAGUCGGACAUCAAUGAGCAAGAUGUUUGUGAAGGGUGCUCCCGAGGGUGUAAUUGACAGGUGUACCCACAUUCGAGUGGGAAGCACGAAAGUUCCCAUGACUUCAGGGGUCAAGCAGAAAAUAAUGUCUGUCAUCCGAGAGUGGGGCAGUGGCAGUGAUACCUUGCGCUGCCUGGCUCUGGCCACACACGACAACCCAAUGAGGAGAGAAGAAAUGAACUUGGAGGACUCCGCCAACUUCAUCAAAUACGAGACCAACCUGACCUUCGUUGGCUGUGUGGGCAUGCUGGACCCCCCAAGGAUCGAAGUGGCCUCAUCAGUGAAGCUGUGCAGGCAGGCGGGCAUCCGCGUCAUCAUGAUCACAGGGGACAACAAGGGUACCGCUGUAGCCAUCUGUCGCCGGAUUGGCAUCUUUGGGCAGGACGAGGACGUGACAUCGAAGGCCUUCACGGGCCGGGAAUUUGACGAGCUCAGUCCCCCGGCACAGAGGGACGCCUGCUUGACUGCCCGCUGCUUUGCUCGUGUGGAACCUUCCCACAAGUCCAAAAUCGUAGAGUUUCUUCAGUCUUUUGAUGAGAUCACAGCGAUGACAGGAGAUGGUGUGAAUGAUGCACCUGCGCUAAAGAAAUCUGAGAUUGGCAUCGCCAUGGGCUCUGGUACCGCCGUGGCCAAGACCGCUUCUGAGAUGGUCCUGGCCGAUGACAAUUUUUCCACCAUCGUGGCUGCGGUGGAGGAAGGGCGGGCCAUCUACAACAACAUGAAGCAGUUCAUCCGCUACCUCAUCUCGUCCAAUGUCGGCGAGGUUGUCUGCCACGUUUAUGAGCACUGUGAUGUUCUGUCUCCAGGUUAUGUUGGCGCCGCUACUGUGGGUGCUGCUGCGUGGUGGUUUAUUGCUGCUGACGGCGGUCCUCGGGUUACCUUCUACCAGCUGAGUCACUUCCUGCAGUGUAAGGAGGACAACCCUGACUUUGAAGGAGUGGAUUGUGCAGUCUUUGAAUCGCCCUACCCAAUGACAAUGGCGCUCUCUGUUCUUGUAACCAUAGAGAUGUGUAAUGCCCUCAACAGCUUGUCUGAAAACCAGUCCUUGCUGAGGAUGCCCCCCUGGGAGAACAUCUGGCUCGUGGGCUCCAUCUGCUUGUCCAUGUCCCUCCACUUCCUCAUCCUCUACGUAGAGCCCUUGCCGCUUAUCUUCCAGAUCACACCGCUCAACUUGACCCAGUGGCUGAUGGUGCUGAAAAUCUCCCUGCCUGUGAUCCUCAUGGAUGAGACCCUCAAGUUCGUGGCCCGCAACUACCUGGAGCCUGGUAAAGAGUGUGUGCAGCCGGCACGGCCGUGCUCGCUCUCAGCGUGCACCGACGGCAUCUCCUGGCCCUUUGUGCUGCUCGUAGCGCCCCUGGUGGCCUGGGUCUAUAGCACAGACACUAACUUCACCGAUAUGUUCUGGUCUUGA
This is a messenger RNA of Orycteropus afer afer, 2958 nucleotides long. RefSeq names its product ATPase sarcoplasmic/endoplasmic reticulum Ca2+ transporting 2 (gene ATP2A2). Gene Ontology annotation, molecular function: ATP binding; ATP hydrolysis activity; P-type calcium transporter activity involved in regulation of cardiac muscle cell membrane potential. Gene Ontology annotation, biological process: calcium ion transmembrane transport; regulation of cardiac muscle contraction by calcium ion signaling; intracellular calcium ion homeostasis. Gene Ontology annotation, cellular component: membrane. Lineage: Eukaryota; Metazoa; Chordata; Mammalia; Tubulidentata; Orycteropodidae. The record is from RefSeq and is a predicted model, not a curated record.